Messenger RNA from Pieris brassicae (large cabbage white), 1617 nucleotides. RefSeq names its product trichohyalin-like. Bases 148 to 1032 code for a protein of 294 amino acids. The transcript has 8 exons. The record is from RefSeq and is a predicted model, not a curated record. Lineage: Eukaryota; Metazoa; Arthropoda; Insecta; Lepidoptera; Pieridae.
UCCUCACUACUCACCUCUUCGCUUGAGUCUUGACUCUUGACACUUACUGCGAUUUUACCGUUAAAAGACGCUAUUGAAGAAAAGCUGCGCAAUAAAAGUAUUAAAAACAAUUAUACUACAAACCGUACAGAUUUGUAAGGCGUAAUUAUGCAGAAUUUUCCCGGUGGUGAUUACAAAAAUGUUUCAGAAAACGAGCGUAAAGAUAAGUCUGAUCUUCAUACUCAUAUGAAAAACCUCGAUGACUCCUUCAAUGAUGAUUCCUACAAAGGGAAGGCUCAAGCUAAAGUGGAUAAAGAUAUUAAAUAUCGUCAUGAACUAAAAGAGCAGUGUGAGGACAACUAUAAGAGGGCGCAGUAUGAUUAUGAGGAGUCGCAUGCUGAGACAUCAAGAAUCCAACAGGCUGGGAACUAUAUGACAGAACAGUAUCACCAAGAUCUUCAACAAAAACAUGAUGAUUCAGUAAGACUUCACGACGAUAUUGAGAGUUUUAAGAAAGACUGUGUCGAUUUUAGGGAAUUGCAAACAGCAUUGAUAAAUGUAGAGGAAGACCGAAUUGAAAGACAGAGCCACGAGAUCUCUGACAGGAGUUUAGUGGUAGAUCACGAGAGGGAGAGGAAACUUAAAGACAAGGACGAAUUGAACACCAGAAUGUGUACUCGUAUGGUGGCUAAUGAGGUGGAUCGCCAAAAUCGUGAAGAUGUCAGAACCGUCAAGCACGAAGAUGAAGAUCGUGAGAAGUUACGCCGAGAGGACGUGAUGGUUUACGAGAAGAAACAAGAGGAUAAAAAAGAACUGAGUGACGGUCUUCUUACGCAAAUAGAGGAGAACAAGCAAUCUGUGCGGGAUGAAAAGCAGAGGGAACUCAAUUUUAGUGAUCGGGCCAACGCUCUGAUGGAACUGGAAGACGAGAGAGAAGAAGAGAGAGCUCGCAGGAAGAAGGAAAGGGACGACCAGUACUUUGCGGACUUGAGACAGCAGAUCGCGGACAACGCGGUUCGCAGGCAGAAGCAGAAGGAACAGGACGCCAUGUAAGGUGAGAAGAUGGUGGUUAGGGCUACGUGCCCGAGCUUGAAGACUGCAUACAAAAUCUCAUUAUAAAGCCUGCUAUUUUUAUUAACUUAGCAUUAGUCAUGUUUUGUAUUUUGCACAUCUAAUGUAUGCUCACUUAAAAUUCUCUCCGACUCAGAUUCACAAUGACAUCCGAUAGAUGGCGCUGAAGCCUGACAUUCCGUAUUCUAACCUUAGGGUCGUGUCAGCUGUCACGAUUCGACAUUAACUGACAGCGCAUUGGAAGUAAAUACAUCUCCAAAUGCACCAUAUUUGCAAUCAAAAAAAUCUGAAGUUUAACAAAUUUCUACUUGUUACGGAGAGAUGAGACUCGGCGAGAGGUUCUCGAGGACUGUGCGCUCUUCAUUGAAUAAAAUCACUUGAAUUAGAAAAUAUGGAAACGGAGGAAUAUUAAAUAAAUGCUCUAAAACAAUGUAAACAUUUUGGAGCAUUAGGAAAGCUCAGCUUUUCGUAGUUGCAUUUAAAUUUUGCCUUUUGCCUUUAAUAUGGUGAUAUAGUCAUUAUUAUCGGGCUUAUGCUUUGAUGUGAAAAAUAAAUAUUGGAACUAAA